This is a messenger RNA of Arvicola amphibius (Eurasian water vole), 2202 nucleotides long. RefSeq names its product RAD21 cohesin complex component like 1 (gene Rad21l1). The record is from RefSeq and is a predicted model, not a curated record. Lineage: Eukaryota; Metazoa; Chordata; Mammalia; Rodentia; Cricetidae. Gene Ontology annotation, cellular component: cohesin complex; synaptonemal complex. Gene Ontology annotation, molecular function: chromatin binding; protein binding. Gene Ontology annotation, biological process: mitotic sister chromatid cohesion; replication-born double-strand break repair via sister chromatid exchange; synaptonemal complex assembly.
AUGUUCUACACUCAUGUGCUUAUGAGUAAACGAGGGCCAUUGGCCAAAAUAUGGCUUGCAGCUCACUGGGAGAAGAAACUCACAAAGGCGCAUGUGUUUGAGUGUAAUCUGGAGAUAACCAUUCAAAAAAUUCUCUCCCCCAAGGUGAAAAUUGCACUCCGAACUUCAGGGCACCUUCUUUUGGGAGUUGUUCGAAUCUAUAAUAGGAAGGCAAAAUAUCUUUUGGCAGAUUGCAGUGAAGCAUUUCUUAAGAUGAAGAUGACAUUUCGCCCAGGACUGGUUGACCUCCCAAAAGAGAAUUUUGAAGCAGCUUACAACACUAUCACAUUACCGGAAGAAUUUCAUGAUUUUGACAUCUAUAAUAUGAAUGAUAUUGAUGUUUCAGAGCCCCUUGCUCAGAACCAAAGCAAACCAGAGGAAAUCACACUUAGAGAAGAAUAUAGCAAUGAUCUGCUUUUCCAAGCUGAGAGUUUUGGAAAUGAACCUGAAAUCCUCAGAAGACAGAGCUUAUUUGACGUCAGCGUAUUAAUGAACUCCAGUGGUCUUGUAGUUGAACAUAGUUCUGGAAGCCUCAUUGAGGAAAAAUCUUUGUUCUUUGACCAUGGAGAUGGAUUUGGAGAUGAAGGAGCGGCAGGAGAAAUGAUUGACAAUCUGUUGCAAGAUGAGAAUACCCUUUUAGAAGACAUAUAUUCAAACAAGGAAACUACUCUGCCUCCUGAGCUUCCCAGUAGUAUAAUAGUAGAACCAGGUAAUUCAGAUGACCAGUGCCUACCUGAAGAUGAAAAAGUAGAUGAAACAACAUCAUCAAAUGAAGAAGAAGGGUUUACUCUUGACCCAAUUGAUGGUUUAGUAAGAGACAUUGCUGAGAGAAGGAAAAACAGAAAGAGGAGGUUGCUCAUAGAUCCAGUCAAGGAGAUAAGUAGCAAGACUAUGCAUAAGCAGCUUACUUCCUUUGUUGACACUCUCAUGGUUCUGGACCUUGCACCCCCCACACAAAGAUUGAUGAUGUGGAAGAAGAGGGGAGGAGUGGAUACACUUCUGUCAACCGCUACCCAGGAUCUGAUUCAUGAUGAACUGAAAAAGUUGUUUGCAAAAUGCUUCCUGGCCUCUGACUUAAAACUUGCAAAACUUAUACAGAAGGAGUCAGUAAGGAAAGAAGUGGGAACCAAAAACAUUUUAGAGCCCUCAGUGAUAGAAGAGCCAAAUUCCCACAGAGAGUUAGAUCACCUCCAGGUUUGGAAUGAUGUGACUGAUGGAUCUAUGGGUAGCUUUCAGCAGGAUAUCACUAUGAAUAUUAACUCUGAGGGUAUCUUUGACAUGACUUCUCCAGCUGCUGAGGGAUUAUCUUUAAUGAAUGCUUCCUUGGCCCAAGAAAAUUGUCCAGUUGAAUUGGAGUCAUCAGUCAGCAAACAAAAUACUGAGGCAGAGAAAUGGAAUCAACGAUUAUUUCAGACAUUAAAUGAAUUACGGGAAUCCAACAAGAUGGGAGUGCAAUCUUUUAGUCUGCUAAAGCUAUGCAGAAAUUGUGACCGGAAACAGACAGCUGCCAAAUUUUAUACCUUUCUUAUCCUAAAAAAACAUCGAGUUAUUGAACUGAGCCAGAGUGUUCCCUAUGCAGAUAUUAUAGCUACAGUGGGACCAAUGUUCCAUAAGAUGUGGAGAGAUCAAGAGCAUGCAGGACUUGAGUUUCUGAGUUUGGUUAAUGUGGAAUUAACUUGACUUCCCAGCUUAAAUAAAUCUGGGGAGUUGGAACUUAGUAGCAAUAUAAUUUACUUGGAAGCUGUGACAGAGAAAUGCCUAAACCUUACCUUCCUCAGUUUGAGUGAAAACAAAAUCAAAGAUCUCAGUACAGCAGUAGUUUUGCAAAAUCUUAAAAGAAGAAGUUUUGACUUGUUUAACUGUAAGGUCACAAACCUGGAGGAUCACAGAGAAAGUACUUUUAAAUUGCUGAAGUAAAUCACAUGCUUAGGUGUUUGGGGCAGGAGGUAAUAUGAAACAACAGACUUGAAGUAGGAUGAAGAGGAAGAUGAAGGAGAUUCAGAAGUGGGAGAGGGAGAAGUAGGCUCACACUUCAUGAAAAAAGAAAUUCAGGAUGAUGACAAUUGUGUUAACGAGGGGGAAAAGGGGAACGAGGAAGGUGGUCAUCAGGGAGAGAAAAGGCACCUAGAUGCUGAGAAUGUUGGAGAGGAAGACGACGACUAG